AUGUUUGGACAAUUCGUGGUCCAGGCACGAAACGAAUUGUCCAAACAUCUGGACUCCGGGGAGGACGAGCUAUGGAUCCGGCUUCUCUUGAAACGCCUACAGGAGGACGUGGAGAAGGCCCUCCGCAGCGCUCACCCGCAGAAGCCACUGGAGUUCCUCAGGAAGGCGCUGUUCUUGCCCGGGGCACGGCCGGACGAGCUGCAGGCCGUGAAGACCGGAUUGCACGCCGAGGAGCUGGCAGCAGCCGGCCGUGGCGACGAAGAAGUUCCCAGCCUGACCCGGAAGUGGACCGAGCAGUGGUCCGCCGUGGAGCAGCAGCGCGCCGCGGCGCGCGCGGAGCCCAUGGCGCUGCCCAUGCUGCAGCGCAGCUGGGCCAAGAUCAAGCAGGCCAUCGACAGCCGAGCCCCAAAGCGCUUGCAGGUUAUCCAAGAGCUGCUGGUCCGCGGCUUGGACCUGGACUUCGCCUCCCUUGGGCGGGAUCAGCCCUCCGUUCUCUGGCUUGCGGCUGCAAACAACGACCUGGAGGUCCUCCAGAUGUGCCUGGCUUGUGGGGCUGACCCCCAUCGCGACAGCAGCGGCGUGCUCCCGACGGAGGUUGCAGCUUCUACGGGCGCCCUCCAGGCACUGGCCCUCCUGCUCCGCAUCGGAGCAGUUCCGGGCCGCUCUGUGCACUUUGCGGCCGCGACCUCCCAGAUCGGAGCCCUCCGAGUUCUGAUCAACACCCGCGCCGAGCUGAGGACCCGCGUCCAUGGCCUUUCGGCCUUGGCAAUCGCGGUGGCGCGCGAUCACGACGAGGCCGCGAAGCUUUUGCUGGCCCAGACCUGGGGCCAAGAGCCGCCUUUGGGCCAAGCCGCCUGUGAAGCCCUGGGCUUGGAGGAGGGGAGCAACAUCCUCCACCUGGCGGCCUUGGGUGGCUUGGACCGAGCCUGCGAUCUGCUGCUGCAGCGCGGGGUCCGGCCGCAGCCUGCCGGGCUCCCGCGAGCCGCGGGCACGCAGUUCGCCCAGGAGCAGGUGCGCGCCGUGCUCGAACCGCAGCGCUGGACGCUGCUGCGGCGGCUUUGGCCCGAGGGUGCCACGAAGUCUUUGCCAGCCCAUCAGGCCUUCAAGCAGGUGCUCGACGAAUGCGGCUCAGAUCCCAAAGUGGUGGCCGUCUGUGCCGGGGUGGGUGUCCUUCGGCCGACAUCGCUUGCAGCGCUGAUGGACGAUGCCGAGGCAAUCAAGCUCCUUGCUGCCACGGACAUAUCGGAGGAUCCCCUUCCAGGUGCGAGUCCGUCCGCCCUGAUGUGGGCCCAGUGGUCGAGUUCCCAGCAAGCUGCCAGGGUCAUGCUUGAUGCGGGUGUGACUCUGAGCAAUGCAGACCUGGAGGGACUUCGACGCUUGGGACGGGCUCGACGCCAGUCGCAGGACAGCAAGACCGGCAGUGAUGCACCCUCUGCAGCUGCGCGUCUUCUGGAUCCCAGCGAUUGGAGCCUUCUACCCCAGGCAGUGCAGCACUUCGCCAGUGCAACUCCCUUAUCCCGACUGCAAGACCUACGAGAGAGGAUGCUCUUCGGCAUCAGCGAAGUGAGGCCAGCAGAUGCACCGGCAACCGGAGGUUUGCUGCCUGUACCGAUGCAGCCUCCAGCUUUGACGCGGGUAACCUCCAUCUCAGCGGAGCAGGAGGAAGCCGCAGCCAAGGAGGAAGUUGCUGCCUCUGCAUUGUUGGAUUUGCUGGGCCCCGCCAAAGCCAGCAUCAUCCGCUUCUUGGUGCAGAGAGAGAUCGCACAAGGUGAGGGCAGGUCGGGGCUGUCGGCCAUCCACCUCCUUGCGCUGCACGCCGCCGCGACCUUCGUGGACGUCCAUGCGCAGUGCCAGCUCUACAUGCCCCUCCUGAAGUCCGCUCUCGGCGCGCUGCCCAGCGCUCGGGGCCCCUGCUACCGCGCCGUCAUGCGGGGUUCCAGCAAGGAGGCCCCUUCCCUCAGGCAGUUCUCCCUGGGAUGCUCGGUCGGAUCGAAUCGAGGGGUGGGGUUUAGGGUUCAGGGUUUUAAGGUUUAG
Messenger RNA from Symbiodinium sp. CCMP2592, 2034 nucleotides. NCBI's taxonomy places the organism in Eukaryota, Dinophyceae, Suessiales, Symbiodiniaceae. The record is from the annotation of a GenBank genome assembly.